AUGUCAUCGUCACUUCCCUCUUUCCCUCCCGCUCAGCAGGCUCAGACUAUUCGCGCCAAUCAACGCGAUCUCUUCCAUGUCUUGUCAUUGAAAGAACAUACAGAGAAUACCUUGCGGGCAUGGCUUGGGACCAGAUUGUUAUCACGGUGGGACAAAGAGAUUGAGCUCGGAGUGAAACUACUAUACUACGGGCUAACCACAGGUCGAGCUGUCCAGACGCUCGGGGAGGAAUACACAGACAUAUGGCUGCAUUCGUCUUCCACUAACAGACGACCCUCCGCAGAGCUCAGAGCGGCCCUCAUCCUUCUGCCUACCCUGCCCUGGUAUCUACUGGCGCGUUUCGGCUCUGCGCUGCAAGACAAUUCUUCAUUCUUAACAGCUAUCGUACGAAGGCUUCCCACAGCCAUCGAGGUCAUUUCUGAGAUCAAUCUUGCGAUAUUCUACCUGAGGGGGACGUACUAUGACCUGUCGAAGAGAAUACUCGGUAUCCGGCAGUUGUCAUCCAUUCCGGAAGACCCACGUACGAGACCGCCAUCGUAUGCUCUCCUUGGGAUACUGCUCGGCGUCCGCUUGAUGCAUCGACUCUUUACAUCACUACGUGCACUCCGAGCAAGUCGAGAAGCGAAAACGACUGCAGGACAUAAGAGCAAGCAAUCUGUGGACGCUUUGAAUGAGGCGUUCAUCGACGAUCGUGCUGUUUCAACCAUGCUCGGACCGAGUGACCCUGAGGGGAAGCCCGUUGUACCUGCGGAAGAGGAUGACCGUACAGUAUUGGAUAUGGCGGCUAUCCCUGAGGAGCUUAGGACCGGCAGGAACUGUACGUUAUGCUUGGAGGAGCGGACUGCUAGCUGCGCCACGGAGUGCGGUCACCUAUUCUGCUGGGACUGUAUUGUAGGUUGGGGCAGGGAGAAGCCCGAGUGCCCACUGUGUCGACAAUCGUUGUCCUUGUCACGUCUUCUUCCAAUUCAUAAUCUGUGA
Gloeophyllum trabeum ATCC 11539 is the source of this 978-nucleotide messenger RNA. RefSeq lists its product as uncharacterized. Bases 1 to 978 code for a protein of 325 amino acids. Gene Ontology annotation, molecular function: zinc ion binding. Gene Ontology annotation, biological process: protein import into peroxisome matrix. Gene Ontology annotation, cellular component: peroxisomal membrane. NCBI's taxonomy places the organism in Eukaryota, Fungi, Basidiomycota, Agaricomycetes, Gloeophyllales, Gloeophyllaceae. The transcript has 6 exons. The record is from RefSeq and is a predicted model, not a curated record.